ACCAGCAGCCCCUCAUUCCCGCCCGGAGGGGUCCCCGAGGUAGACAGCCCCCAGGGGCCUUCCCCAGAGCUAGAGAGGAGGGCGAAGUUCAGGGUCAGGAAGCCGCCUCGGUGCCUGGGGUCCAGGCAUCUCCAGCUCAGAGACAGAAGGGCAGCCCCACAGGGGUUGAGGGAUUGGAGACUCCAGCCAGGGUCACCUUGGGUCACUGAGACGGGGCAGGGGAAGGGGCACGUCUGGGCCGGGGACACAGACCCUGGGGAUGACCGAGGGAGGCAGGAGGCUCCUUUCUGUUCUGGGCCCUCCUCCCUAGGCUCUUCCCGGGGACCCACGUACACUCUGGCUGGCACCGGUGUGACCAGUGGGUGCUCAGAGGAAGCCCAGCAGCCUGUCCCAGCAAGGCUAGUGGAAGGUCAUCACCCAAGGCUGGUCACCUGCUGGGUACUGUGGCCCCGCCCCCAUGGCCAAAUGCCCCCUGGGGCAUGCUGGGACAGGCCAGGGCUCCCCACAGCCAGGUCGGCCUGUCCGGAGGAAAGUUGGAGGGUAAGGCCGACCCAGCUGGGCAGGAGAUGCUCGGAGACGUGAAGGAGAGCCACCUCUGGGGUUGACAAUCCACGCACGAGGAUCCUUCGCCGUGCCCCUUGCCGAUCCAGAGCGCGUUUGGUGGAAGGAACGUGACCCCAUGUCGUAGAGUUGCCACGGGGGUCAAUUUAAAAGCAGAGACGGUGGGGCUGCGGCGCUUCGGCCCUGGAGGAAGCAGCCAGCUGCCGCCUGCACCCUGCUUAGUGGCCUUCGGGACGAAGAUGGCGGCCCAGUGCUGAGCCAGGGUGGAGGGGUGCUGGCAGGCGGGCAGGGGGUGAAGACCCCGGCUCUGCUGCUCACGCGCCCUGCUGACCGAAAUGGAGAACUUCCAGUACAGUGUCCAGCUGAGUGACCAGGACUGGGCUGAGUUCUCGGCCACUACCGAGGAGUGUGGUCUCCUGCAGGCCAGCCUGGCCUCUGGGGACGAGCUGCUGUCCAGUGACAUUGACCAAGGGGACAGCAGCGGCAGCAGUCCCCCCGGGCCCCGGCCCCUGCUUGGGGGGAGUGGCUGGCCUGGCUUUGAGGAGGAGGACCAGGCGGCCACGAAGCAGCUGGUCAGCAGACCCCCAGAGCUGGGCCACACGCUGUGGCCACACCUGCCCCAGAGCCUGGUCCAGAUUUCUCAAUGGCUAAGCACGGCUCCAUCUACACCCACCUCCAAGCCUCAUCCUGACACGGCUCCGUCUACACCCGCCUGCCAGCCUCACCCUGACCCGGCUCCGUCUACACUCGCCUCCAAGCCUCAUCCUGACACGGCUCCGUCUACACCCGCCUCCAAGCCUCAUCCUGACACGGCUCCGUCUACACCCGCCUGCCAGCCUCACCCUGACCCGGCUCCGUCUACACCCGCCUCCAAGCCUCAUCCUGACACGGCUCCAUCUACACCCACCUCCAAGCCUCAUCCUGACACGGCUCCGUCUACACCCGCCUGCCAGCCUCACCCUGACCCGGCUCCGUCUACACUCGCCUCCAAGCCUCAUCCUGACACGGCUCCGUCUACACCCGCCUCCAAGCCUCAUCCUGACACGGCUCCGUCUACACCCGCCUGCCAGCCUAGACUGGAUGUGGCCCUGCCCCCGCCGGGCAGAAAGGUCGAGCCGCAGGUGGGCUCAUCGGCACCUGCCUUGAAGGCGGAGUGUGAUGUGGGUGCACCCACCCCGGCCCCCAUUCCCCAGGCUGGGCCUGACGCGGUGGAGGCCAAGGGUGCCCCACAGGCCAAGUUGGAUUUGGGCUCUGUGGUGUCUUCAGGGGGGCGCCCAGAGAAGCCCAGAGGGGAGCCCUCUGCAGGUGCCCCUGGACACCCCUCGGGGGAGCCCCUGCCAGGGCCUGUCCCAGCCAAGAAGAAGAAAGUGCGGUUCUCUGUGUCCGAGCCCAGCCCCAAGGAGCCAGGGUCAGAAGAGGCCACGCCCCCCCUCUCACCAGCCACAGGCUGGCCCGCUUUUGCUGGGCCUAGGCUCCCCCAGCCUCGGAUCCUGAAGCACCUGCCCCCCCCGGCCGCCUCUGCCGUGGGGGGGCCUGGGUAUAAGAGCUGUUUUGCCGUGACUGUCCCCGAGGCCUACGAGUUCUUUUUCUGUGACACCAUCGAGGAGGAGGAGGAGGAGGAGGAGGAGGAGGCAGAGGCUGGCGAGGCCCAAGUGCAGUGGCCAGAGGUGUGCGAGUUCUUCUUCCGGGACAGCCGGGCCACGAGGUCUGGGCCCCGGGGGGGCCCCUCCCCGGCCCCCGCCCCAGAGGCCAAGCCUGUGCCAUCCGCUCUGCCUGGAGACCCCAGGCCCAUUUCCUUCCCCGAAGCCUAUGAGCACUUCCUCGGGGCGGACAGCCUGGAGGGCGUGCUGGGGCCGGCUGCCCCCCUCCCGCUGCAGGCCCGGGAGGCCCCCACGCCGGGGCCCCAGGGGGUGCAGCCUGGCCCUGCGCCGGAGCCCAGCCCAGUGGCCACAGAGCAGCUCGACUUGGUGCUCAGGCAAGCAGGGGAGCCCUGGGGUCCCCUCACCUCGUUUACCUUCAGCCAGAAGGACAUGUGCCUGGUGUUUGUAGCCUUUGCCACCUGGGCUGUGAGGACCUCAGAUCUGCACACCCCAGACGCCUGGAAAACAGUCCUGCUGGCCAACAUCGGCACCAUCUCGGCCAUCCGCUACUUCCGCCGGCAGGUGAGGCUGGGACGCCGCAGCCCCAGCCCCUAGGAGCCAGGCUCAGCCCAGGAAGACGCAGGAAACGGCCACAGGUGCUCAGGCCGAGGUGCUGCCCUCUGGCCUCGCCCUUUGACCUUUGUGUUCCACGGCAGCGUCUAGAAGGAGCCAGUGUCCUCGGUCCUGGCUUUUUUGGACUCCACCCGAGGCUCAGGCCAGUGGCCGAAGCCCAGGCUGUGCCCACACCUGGGAGGGGAGACUGAGGAGGUUGGGUGGCUGGGGUCCAGCAGGGAGCUGGUUAGGAAGGUGGCCAGGUUAGCAAAUGAAGCAGGUGUCCAGUAAAGCUGGAAGUUCAGACAGGCAGCAUGUGAGAGUGCUUACACUCAGAAAUUACUUGUGGUUUCUCCAAAAUCACAUGUAACUGGGCGUUGGUAUUUUGUCUGGUAAUCGAGUUAGAGGGUGAGUGGUGGGAUGGAGCAGGAAAUCAGAGGGUGUCUGAGCACCUGGAGACUGGGCAGGGGCGGGGCGGGGCUGGCAGGGCCUCCUUGGCCUGUUCGAGCCCUGAACCCCUGUGGCCGAGGUCUCCUGGCUGCGGCCCGAGACCAGGAGCAGGUACCUGGAGGGGCUGCAGGAAGGCGACCCCAGUGGCCCCUGGGGCUGGGGUGUGCAGGGCAGAGCCUGGAGCCCCUCCUGGGGAGAGCCCUGGAGGAGGUUCCAAGCAGCGUUUCAUGGUGUCAGGCGGAGGGAUGGGACACUGGGCUUGUCCCAGGGCUGAGAGGAGCCAAAGAGCGGGCAGGAGGGUGGGCAGGGGCCAGCGGGCGCUGGAAGGGCAUCCAGCCAGGCAGCAAGCACAGGUCCCGGGGCCACAGGGCCUCCUGGCUGUGGGUGAAGAAUGUGUGGACACAGACAAAUAAAAUCUUCUCUUCUUCCUU
This is a messenger RNA of Myotis davidii, 3634 nucleotides long. It is a transcript of the gene PERM1, whose product is annotated as PPARGC1 and ESRR induced regulator, muscle 1. Gene Ontology annotation, biological process: regulation of DNA-templated transcription; response to muscle activity. The record is from RefSeq and is a predicted model, not a curated record. Lineage: Eukaryota; Metazoa; Chordata; Mammalia; Chiroptera; Vespertilionidae. Gene Ontology annotation, cellular component: nucleus; cytoplasm.